Molecule: messenger RNA, 3036 nt
Organism: Ictalurus punctatus (channel catfish)
Lineage: Eukaryota; Metazoa; Chordata; Actinopteri; Siluriformes; Ictaluridae
Gene: mdm4
Product: MDM4 regulator of p53
Exons: 11
Coding region: 170-1591 (473 amino acids)
Biological process (GO): protein ubiquitination; regulation of cell cycle; negative regulation of apoptotic process
Cellular component (GO): nucleus
Molecular function (GO): ubiquitin-protein transferase activity
Source: RefSeq, a predicted model, not a curated record
UGCUGAACGGUUUCUCAGACACGCACCACGUCAGUUGUAGGCGGCUAAAUUUCCUACGCCUGUUAGCUAAAAGCAUACAAAAACAUUAUUGUGUUACUGUUUAGAAACGCGGACCUGAUGUGAAAAGCGCCAACAAUGUAACCCUUUAGUCAUUUUAAGCCUGCUAAUUAUGAACUCCAUGUCAUCAGCCCUGCACUCGGCUUCAAGCCCAUCAUGCAGAGCUCUGCCCGGGGAGGGAAGUCAGGUCCAGCCCAAGGCUCCCCUCCUGCAGAUUCUUCGGGUAGCUGGAGCUCAGGAGGAGAUUUUCACUCUGAAGGAGGUAAUGCAUUACCUUGGCCAGUACAUCAUUGUGAAGGAAUUGUAUGACAAACAGAGGCAGCACAUAGUCCAUUGUCAAGAUGAUCCACUUGGGGAGUUGCUGGAAGUGGAAAGCUUUUCUGUCAAAAGCCCCAGCCCUGUGUAUGAGAUGCUGAAGAGGAACUUGCUCAUUUUGAAUGGCUCGGACGCGGCAAAGAAUGUUUCAGUCGGCAAGGAUUCUAAUCAGUCUCCAUGUGAAGAUCCCGGGCAGGUGUCCAGCAAGAUGUGCAGUUCUGGAACCUCGUUCAGCGAUGCCAGUGCCUGUUCUAUGCAGAAUUCCUCUCAGCGAAGACCACGAGAUGAAGAUGAUGACUCAUUAGAUGGGAUGCCCAGAUCAGCCUGUAAGCGGCCAAAGCUGGAUGUGAGUCUUGACGAAUGGGACCUGUCUGGCUUGCCUUGGUGGUUUCUGGGUAACCUGCGCAGUAAUUACACACGCAGGAGCAAUGGCUCCACAGACAUCCACACAAAUCAACUCUUUUGUGGACAGGAGGAGGACACUGCUGUUGUGUCAGACACCACGGAUGACCUGUGGUUUCUGAAUGAGGCAGAGAGUGAGCAGGUUAGUGUGGAGAUGAAGGAGGCAGCACUUGAACAGGGCAGUGACUCCGAGUCUCCUCAGGAGGAAGAGGAGCAAGGGAGGGACAGCAAAGAGGACAAGGAGAUGCAGGAGGAGCUGGAUGAUGACUCUCAGUGUCUCAGUGAUGAUACAGACACCGAGAUUUCGUCGCAGGAUGCCUGGCAGUGCUCAGAGUGCCGCAAGUUUAACUCGGCCACACAACGCUACUGCAUGCGUUGCUGGGCACUGCGCAAGGAUUGGUACAAGGACUGUACACGCCUAGCACACUCUGUCUCAGUCCCCAACCUCCCAGAUCCCAAAGAUGAAGAUGAGGAUGAUGGUAUUGAUGUGCCUGACUGCCCAAGAACUGUUUCAGACCCUGUCAUCCUGCCCUCACAUUGGGCAUCUCGUGAUUUACCUGCCUUGCCUGCAUCUGCCAAGGGCAAAGCCCCACGCCGGGUGCUUCAGAGUUCCCAGGAGAGCCAAGAAGGGCGUGAAGUCAUGCUGGAACCCUGCAGGCUGUGCCGUGUGCGUCCACGCGACGGCAACAUCAUUCAUGGACGCACAGCGCACAUGCUCACCUGCUUUCCCUGUGCACGUAAGCUACACAGGUGCCAUGCUCCAUGCCCUGGCUGUGGCCAGAUCAUCCAGAAAGUCAUCAAGAUGUUUGUAGCCUGAAAGCUGAAGAAAUUAUUUAAAAUAAGCACAUGCAUAAAGUCUACAGAGGGCUCCAUAUCCUAACAACUAAAUAGCAGGUUGCAUGUAAAAAUGUACAUUGAAACAAAAACAAAAGCAUAUGGUAUACAGAGUUCUUCAUAUCUAACAUGGAAUUAAUGGUUUGCAUGUAAAAUAUACAUAUUUAAGUUGUACAGAACACUUCAUCUAAAUGUUGAAGGUGUAAAAUAAUGGGCAUGAAUGAUGUAGAAUUUGUAAAUAGUUUAUUCCUUGCAAAAUGCAUUGAGUGUAUAUAAUGUACAGAACUUAGUUGCUUCUGUCGUACACAUUCUUUUGUGAAGCUGGUAUUUUCCAUGCAUUAUGGAAGGAGAUGUACAUAUUUCUAUUCAGCUGAAGGAGGUGGAAAGAUACACAUGGCAUGGUACUUCCUGUGACACUUGUGAAUUUAGCACAGUACACCAAGGAAAACAAUUCCUGCAUUUAAAAGAAACCAAAAAGACUUUUACAAGUAAUACAUUUGCACAGAAGCUCACCCUUGCCACUAUGGUGUAAGAUAAUAGUUCACCAGGUGUUGCGUUUUAAAAUGAGAAUUGUAUAAAUUAUUUAUUUAUUAGCAUAAUCUCCCCAUUUCAUGGGGUUGUCUUGUUUGGUGUCCGAUUAGACCAGCUUUGCAUGUGAAUUGUGAUUGAACCACAAUUCUAUUCGCUUUACUUGUACUUAUUUUUCUUUUAAUGGUGGAUAUUUUGCAAUGAAAGUCUGACCUUUCUGGCUCACACAGAGUAGCACUUUGUACAGAUUUCUAUAAAUAUGCUAAAUGUCUAAAUACUGCUAUUAUAUGUGUGCAAAUAUAUAACAGUCUAUUGUCCUGCGAUGAAUAGCCUGCAAAGCUUGAUGUUUCCUCAAAGUUUAGAUUUUUAGAUCAAACAGGCCAAGAGGUUUCAGUUCUGCUCCAGUGCUUGGUGAAAAAUCAAUUCCUUUUUGUCAUCACCCCUCAUCUCAAGUUGGAGUUUGUCUAAGUUUGAGCAUCACUGAACUGUGAACAUUGAGGAACAGAGGAUCUCUAGAGUGCCAUUAAGGCUUUCUUUUUCCUAUUUAUGCUGUGCCUUCAUGCUUGCUUUCUAGUUCACUCUCUCUUGUAGCCUGUGCAGUAUGGUAAAAGAAAAAGCCAAUGAGGAGGAGGAAACUGGUUGACUGGGAUCUAAAUGAUACUUGUUACAGAUUUUUUUCUUUAGAGAAUCGAGUUUUACAAUUUAGUUGUUGCUGUUUUCUUAUAUAAAAAAAAGUAAUGUUUUAGCACUUCUUUUCAUUGACUUGCCAGAGCGCUUCUUCCUUUUCACAGAUGAGCAGUUCCUAAAUGGUUUGUGCUGUUGAUUAUUUAUCUUUCCCUCGCUUGACUUUGCUCUCUUAUUUGCAGUAAAUAGGAAUAAAAGCAUAAUUUAUGUGCUCUG